AUGGGCAACAUUAAAUUCGAUCCGACAUUUUUACCUGUUGCAGCAACGAGUUUUACUCUCUUUAUUUUCCUCUAUAAAUUCCUCAAUCCAAUUUUAUCCAAUUUAUUAAUACGUGAUUAUCAAUAUUUUACCGAAACACAAAAAGUUGACUGGAGUACCAGAAUCAGCUCAUCAAUCAAUUCGUUCACAGUCGGAACAAUUUGUGUAUAUAUGAUGAUAGCUGAUCAUGGAUUAGAAGCCAAUCCGCUUUUGUAUAAAAGUUACUUAUUAAAAACGAAUCUAUCAAUUGUUAUUGGAUAUUUAUUAAGUGAUACGGUCAUCAGUAUCAUUCACUAUCGAAAGAUCGGUGAUCCAUUUAGUAUGGCUCAUCAUUUUCUCUCGAUCUACGCUUUUAUUUAUGUGUUAACACUUAAUGUUAUGCCAUAUUUCGCGAAUUUUCGCCUGCUAGCUGAAUUAUCGACCCCAUUAGUCAAUAUGAGAUGGUUUCUCGACACAUUGAAAUUUUCGAAAACAUCGAAAGCAUUUGUCUUCAAUGGACUUUGCAUGACAUUAGUCUUCUUUUUCGUUAGAAUCUUAGCCAUGCCGAUUUACUGGUGGAAGGUGUACACAGUCGCUAUCACACCAAUGUGGUCUCAUAUGGGCCACUUUCGCUUUAUCCUUAUAAUUGUAUGUAGCGUACUUGAUGUAAUCAAUUUAUAUUGGUUUUCCAAAAUGGUUCGAGGCUGUCUCCGAAUAAUCACUGCUGUAUACGGAAAGAAACAUAACUAG
Molecule: messenger RNA, 768 nt
Organism: Adineta ricciae
Lineage: Eukaryota; Metazoa; Rotifera; Eurotatoria; Adinetida; Adinetidae
Source: the annotation of a GenBank genome assembly